Molecule: messenger RNA, 774 nt
Organism: Adineta ricciae
Lineage: Eukaryota; Metazoa; Rotifera; Eurotatoria; Adinetida; Adinetidae
Source: the annotation of a GenBank genome assembly
AUGGUACGCGAAGUUGAAGUCUUAUCCAGUGAAUAUGGUAAAAUCGAACAUCUUGCAUCGAAGAUCGCUGCUGAUGAUGGUAUUCAAGUCGACGAUUUGCCAUUAAAAGACGAUGUUUCAUUUAAACAUCGAUCCAGCAUUACCGACGAUGAGUCUGGUUAUUCAGAAACAACAACAUUAUCUGCACGUGCAUCACCAGUUCAAACCGUUGCUGAACAAGAUUAUGAAUUAGCAGCCACAAUAUCCGAUGAUUGUAAAAAAGAAUUCUGCUCUGAUAUGUGCUUAGUAUUUCACGCUGAAUUUCAACUUACAUUUGGACGCUAUUUUAAUUCACAUUUAUGGGUAUUGAUGCCAUUGGGUACAGAUGGAUCAUGCAAAUUACCACCUGAUACACUAUGUGAUGUUGAAAUAGCUAAAGUACGUUUUGAAUGUAAUUCAUGUAACCACUGCUGGACGUCGAUGCGUGGACAAAUAUCAUUCUUUUAUGAUUGUAAAUCUCAUAUUUUAUAUUUCAAAUUAUUCACACAAAAUUGUGAUCGAUGCGGACAUAUUUGUUCACCAUUAUGGUAUCCCGAAGAAGUCUGUCGUGUAAUUAAAAAUGUCUUCGUUAUCGUUCAAGAGAAAAUCUAUCCAGACUUAGUCACUCCAAUCAAAUCAAAUCAUUAUCGUCGUUUCGGCAAUCCAAAAGGACAACAUCAUGGAUGUGAAUCAUGUCGAGAUGGUGUCUGUGUUGCCCUGGCUGCUCAACAACUCGGCUGUAAACUUGUUAAAUAA